AUGCAACGUGGCACUUCAAUCGGCUAUUUGAGCACGUAUCUGGAUGAUAUAACCUCACUUCUUGACACGGCAACGGUGUUUUUCCUCCAGAGCUCGAGGUCCCCCGUCGAAACACGAGCCUGGUUUGUUCUACAGGCGUUCCUAUGGGCAGAGUGGCAUCAGACUAUGCUGAUUCAACUUUCGUACGAUUCAAAAAUCCAGAUGGAAACGGGGACUGCUUUUGAUCAGCAUAGCUUCCAUAUGGCAAUGCCUGGGCGAGAAAAAAUCGGAAAAUCGCGACCAGACUAUAUGUGCAAAUGGGCUUUUGAGCUCCUUCGAACUGACCUCAGCUCGGUGACGCAAGAUUUUAGAAGAAUGUUUGAGGUCUAUAAUAUUCAUUUUGCAAAUCGUACUUCGCGAUGCAAUCUGAAGCCGGAGUCUACUCGUAAUGGUAGCCGUGGCAGGAUCUGCGAUGGAAAGGCGCCAGGAAAUUGUCAGCGAUUCGAGUCCGAUGAUGUCCAGGAGCAAUCCGCCCAUGACGUUGAAUGUCCUGGCUCUACUUGCAGUCGCUUAACCUGGGAUGAACAAUCGUACAAAGGUAUCAAAGGAGCGAGGGCGGUGUCUUUGAAAGAGACUGAUGAAAAGUAUAUUCGAUACUGUCCAGUAACUGCACAGAACAUGGCUGUGUCUCAUGUGUGGAGUCAUGGGCAAGGAGGGCGGCCUGAGUCUGGCUUUAACAGUUGUCUACACCGCAGAUAUACUAAGCUCGCGCAGACAUUAGGCUGCACGUCGUAUUGGAUGGAUAGCCCCUGUAUCCCCACAGAUAUGGAUCUGCGUUACGAGGCAAUGGGUCAAAUCAAUAACAACUUCCUGAAUAGCAAGGUUACUUUGCUAGUCGACCGCGACCUUAUGGAAAUUAGUAUAGAUCCACCCUCUCUAGAGGCAAAAGAGGCGAUAGUGGCAACUAUUGUUGUAUGUGACUGGAAUGUUCGUGCCUGGACGCUCUUGGAAGGCAUGCGAUGCAGCUGGAACCUCCACAUCUUGUGCAAAGACAACCAUACUAUAUCUCUGAGAAAUGUCCUUAAUGAUGUGCUAGCAUACAGCAGUCUCACUCUUGUAUCUCCAUGCUUGACUUUGCAUCACUACAUCUCCACUACCGAUCGCCCGGCAGAAGGUGAGAUACCCCCGGUCCCAAUAGAGCGGGCGACGUGCCUCUUGAACCACAGACACGCCACCAAAGACCGAGACGUAACUCUGAUCUGGAGUCUGGUGUGCGGCUCCAAGAUGUUCAAGACGUCUGUGGACUUUUGGAAAUCCGCGGUUGGAAAUUCGCUAUCAACCAAAUUUCUCGUCUCCAGCUGUCCACGUCUACAGGGAGAGUAUGGAUUCGGCUGGGCACCAUCACGCCCGAAUCUCCUACCACCCACGGCUGGUACCCCACAAACAGAACAGUAUCCUGCAUAUGAUGGAAACGAUAGCGUAGCAGGUUUUAUCACUGAACGAGGCUUUGAAGCGACAUGGCUAGCUUGCGUUAUCGGUCGCUCCCGAGCCCUGCCCACAUGGCUGCGUUUGAAGUACCACGACGCUGAACUCGGUGAAGGUUUUACCUACAACAAAGGCGCAACUGAUAAGCUGGACAUGAGAAGCCUUUACAAGAUCCGUUCCGUGAUCGCACCUGUCUUGAAAAAGUAUCCCGAGGUUGCUCUUUUGCUUCCUUCUGCCAGAGAUCGUGGAGUCAGUGGACCAAGUUUCAUUCCUCGCCCAUUCCAGUACCAAGGUGCAGUUAAGGGACCAUUGCUAGUAAUUGCAGGUUCCGAGGACGGUGAAAAGUGGGAGUGGCAGUUCGCGCAUGAAUGGGAUCCGAGCUAUCAAUUGCCAGAAUUUGCGGUAAGGGAGUUGUUGCUGGUUUAG
Talaromyces amestolkiae is the source of this 1890-nucleotide messenger RNA. RefSeq lists its product as uncharacterized. Bases 1 to 1890 code for a protein of 629 amino acids. NCBI's taxonomy places the organism in Eukaryota, Fungi, Ascomycota, Eurotiomycetes, Eurotiales, Trichocomaceae. The record is from RefSeq and is a predicted model, not a curated record. The transcript has a single exon.